AUCAAAUUCUUUGAGAAACUAGCAACAACCAAAGUUUAGUUCUGCUUCUACUCUUAAGCAAUGAUGCAAAAAAUUGUCAUAAGAGUACAUCAUAAGUGCAAGAAAUGUCAAUCAAAAGCCUUGAUGAUUGCUGCUAUGUCAACUGGAGUCAACUCGGUGGCAUUAGAAGGGGAGAAGAAAGAUAAAGUAGUGAUAAUAGGAGAAGCAGUAGAUGCAGCAGGUAUUACCAGUUUAUUGAGGAAGAAGGUCGGCCACGCCAGCCUGGAGCUUGUCGAUGAAGUCAAGUGAAGAAGAAGUCAGAGAA
Molecule: messenger RNA, 304 nt
Organism: Solanum pennellii
Lineage: Eukaryota; Viridiplantae; Streptophyta; Magnoliopsida; Solanales; Solanaceae
Product: heavy metal-associated isoprenylated plant protein 47
Exons: 3
Coding region: 61-288 (75 amino acids)
Source: RefSeq, a predicted model, not a curated record